AACAAAACAAAAAAAUGGUAAAAAGGUCGGAACUAAUCACCAUUGCCACCAUUGAUGAGGCUUUGGAAAAGACACGAAAACAACCAGAACCAACCACAAUUGCCACCAUAGAUGAAGCUCUGGAAAAGACUCAUUAUGGCAAAUAUAAUAUACAACUUAUAAUAUUUUCGGGGCUAGUAUUGAACAAUGUGAUUUUGGAGUCGGUGGGCAUUAGUUUUGCUUUGCCCGUUAUUGCCUGUGAUUUAAAUUUGUCCUAUCAAGAGCAAGGCAUCUUGGGAGCUGUUUGCUUUUUAGGCAUCAUCUUCAGUUCCCAUUUGUGGGGUUUUUUGGCUGAUACCAAAGGUCGCAAGGAGACAAUGAGACCAGCUUUGCUUUUGGCCUUUUUGUUGACACUGAUAUCCAGUUUUUCAUUCAAUUUCAUAAUGAUGGCAAUUUUGAGAUUUUUAAAUGGAAUAUUGAUAUCAGCUGGUUCUGCUACAAUUUUUGCCUAUUUGGGCGAAUUCCAUUGCCAAAAGAAUCGCAACAAAGCCAUCAUGUGUGCAGCUUUUAUUAGUGCUUUCAGUGCCGUAUUUCUUCCAAUUAUUGCGUGGCUUUUCAUUAACCAAGAAUGGGAGUUUGAUAUACCAUUUUUGUCAAUUGUCUAUAAACCCUGGCGUUUAUAUCUUAUUAUAUGCGGAGUUUCCGGACUUGUUUGCUGCAUUAUUUUAGGCUACUUGCCCGAAAGUCCUAAAUACUUGAUGGGUUUAAAUAAAUCAGAUGAAGUUUUGGAUAUUUUGAAAAAUAUGCAUCGCAAAAAUACCAAAGGAAAUAAAAAUCAUAAAGAUGAAAGUUUUGCGAUUACAACAAUUUUGCCUGAUUUGGAUACGCCGUUACGCAAAAAGACCAUGGAUGAUCCUAAAUCAUUUACUUCAAUAUUACGCUUAAUAUGGGAUCAAACAGCGCCACUAUUUAUGGGACAACACAUUCGCAAGACCUGUUUGGCUGCUUUAAUACAAUUUAUUACAUUCUUUACUGCUCAUGGCAUCUAUAUGUGGUUUCCCUAUAUUCUAAAUAAUACUAUGUUAUAUACACAGCAAAAUGAGGAACCUCUAUGCCUUUGUGAUAUUUUAAGAUUUACACAAUCCUCGAAUUUUUCGAGCUCAAAUAGUUUAGAUGAUAAUCAGGUUGAAAACACCUGCACCACAAAGUUGGAAAUAUCCACCUAUAAACACACGAUCACAUUGGAGGUCAUCUAUGUGUCGCUGAUGUUAUGUGUGCUUUUUGCCAGUAAAAAAUUCAAUCGUACUCCAAUUUUAUUCGUUGUUUUAGCAGCGUCUGGUGUUUUUGGAAUUCUGAGUAUGUUAAUCAAGAUUCCUGUUGUAGCGAUUUAUAUGAUCGCCAUUAUGCUGUGUUCUGGUGUGGCGACGAGUGUAAUGAGUGCUAUUGUGGUUGAUAUUUAUCCAACUAAUUUAAGAGCAAUGGCUGUUUGCAUAUCAUUAAUGCUGGGACGCAUUGGCAGCGUAUCGGGAAGCUAUAUAAUGGGUGCCCUAAUAGAAACACAUUGUGAAUUAGCUUUUUACACCUCAUCAUGCGCAUUAAUAUUGGCAGGUUGUUUGGGUUUUCUAAUGCCGAAAACUCAGGAUACGAAAAAGCAAAUCAAUGACAUUAAUAAUAAUAUUUAAUUAUAAGUUACAGUUAAUUAUAAUGUUUAAGUUAAUAUUAAAAAAUAAAAAUACAUAGAUAAUAUAGGAA
Molecule: messenger RNA, 1731 nt
Organism: Calliphora vicina (urban bluebottle blowfly)
Lineage: Eukaryota; Metazoa; Arthropoda; Insecta; Diptera; Calliphoridae
Product: synaptic vesicle glycoprotein 2B-like
Exons: 7
Coding region: 15-1661 (548 amino acids)
Biological process (GO): transmembrane transport
Cellular component (GO): membrane
Molecular function (GO): transmembrane transporter activity
Source: RefSeq, a predicted model, not a curated record